This is a messenger RNA of Triplophysa rosa, 2184 nucleotides long. RefSeq names its product zinc finger protein 143a (gene znf143a). Lineage: Eukaryota; Metazoa; Chordata; Actinopteri; Cypriniformes; Nemacheilidae. The record is from RefSeq and is a predicted model, not a curated record. Gene Ontology annotation, molecular function: DNA-binding transcription factor activity, RNA polymerase II-specific; RNA polymerase II cis-regulatory region sequence-specific DNA binding. Gene Ontology annotation, cellular component: nucleus. The transcript is spliced from 16 exons. Gene Ontology annotation, biological process: regulation of transcription by RNA polymerase II; central nervous system development. Bases 155 to 1990 code for a protein of 611 amino acids.
AACAUUAAAAGCGCAGAGGAAAUAUCUCAAAAUAUAUUUUUGUAAUUCACGAUGUUUGAGACGCUGGUGAUGUAUAAAAUGAUCAAACAUCUCAUUUGAUUCGUAGCACGAAUGCAUUGUGUCUGCUAGAUUUCGGCGCUUCAGUCAGGCCAUAAUGCUGCUGGCUCAGAUUAACCAAGCAGCAGAUUUCCAGCAUGAUGGAGAUGCGCAGGAAGUCACUCUCUGUUUAACUGAGGCUGUAGGGGUUUCAGAUGGCAAUGAGAGCAUGGACACUGUCAGUUUGCAGGCUGUGAUGUUAGCGGAUGGCUCCACUGCGUAUAUACCUCACGACCCCCAAGACAGCAGUAUUAUUGAAGGACAGAUGAUCCAGUUGGAAGACGGUUCUUCUGCUUAUGUUCAACACAUUUCUGUUCCAAAAGCAGAUGAAUCAAAUAACUGGGCAGGCUCCUCACCCGUAUGUGAUGUUAUAAGUAACGAAAGUUUAAGACUGGAGGAUGGACAGGCUGUGCAGCUGGAGGAUGGAACUACUGCUUACAUCCAUCACACAGCAAAAGAAACGUAUGAACCCGGUACCCUGCAGGCGGUGCAGUUGGAAGACGGAUCCACUGCUUAUAUUCAGCAUGCAGUUCAGAUGUCGCAGCCCAACACCAUCCUGGCCAUCCAGACGAAUGGUACAGACCUGCACCCAGAUACAGUCAUUGAUCAGGAAACCAUCAGUGCUCUGGAGGAGUACACAAGCAAGAUGGAGGAAAUUGAGUCUUACACAAACUCUGAGCUGAUCACACAUGAUCCUAACAGUGUUGUGGAGAUGCAGAUUGUUCUUCAGGGUAAAGGAAUUCGUCGUAAUACGCAGCAGCCGGGUGAGAAAUUGUUUUGCUGUAACUAUGACGGAUGUGGAAAGCUUUACACCACAGCAAACCAUCUUAAGGUACACGAAAGAGUACAUACGGGUGACAAACCGUACUGCUGUGAUAUACCUGGGUGUGGAAAAAAGUUUGCAACAGGUUAUGGCUUGAAAAGUCACAUCAGGACACACACUGGAGAGAAACCAUACCGCUGUCAAGAGGCAAACUGUAAAAAAUCUUUCAAGACCUCAGGGGACCUGCAAAAACACACCAGAAUUCAUACAGGAGAAAGGCCAUUUCUGUGUCCUGUCCCGGGCUGUGGGCGAUCUUUCAGUACCUCAAACAUCUGUAAGGUUCACGUCCGCACACACACAGGAGAGAAGCCGUAUCAUUGCACAGAGCCGGGCUGCAAUCGGUCCUUUGCCAGUGCCACGAAUUACAAGAACCACAUUCGGAUCCAUACAGGAGAGAGGCCGUACGUAUGCACAGCCCCUGGAUGUGACAAGCGAUUUACAGAGUAUUCGAGUCUGUACAAACAUCACGUCGUGCACACUCUGUGUAAACCCUACAAGUGUAACCACUGUGGAAAAACAUACAAGCAGAUUUCAACGCUGCUCGUGCACAAACGCACCGUGCAUAUCGACACCGAGCCUAUAGAGGAGGAGUCCGAAGGCUAUUUUGAGCCCCCUGAAGAGGCUGUAGAUGACCCGUCCUUAAGCGCGAGCCCAGACAAGGGUGACGACUCCAGCUCAGAGAUGACAACAGAAAUCUCUGAUGGACAACAGCAUGUAACGCUCAUCACACAAGAUGGAACGACUCAGACCAUCGCAAACACGAUCACAAUGGUAACGCAAGAUGGCAGCCUGAUCACCAUCCCACCCACUGAGUCUUUGCUGUCAUCGGCAGAGGCUCAUUCAGUGACAAUGGUGUCAGAGGAUGGGACCGAAGGACAGAUGACUUUUAUGAUGUCCGAGUUAGCGUCUUGUUGCACACAAGAUGCUUUAUCAGCCCACCCAGUUACACUUUUGGCUACUUCUAAUGGCACCCAGAUUGCAGUUCAGCUGACUGAUCAGACCUCUUUGGAGGAGGCUCUCAGGAUAGCUUCAUCUUUACAAGAAGCAGAAACAAUAGGACUGGACGAUUGACCACCUCCAGACAGGACUCUGUAUUCUAAAAGACUGGUGAUCAAACGAUAAGCUUUUGUAUUUACUCUUUUGCCUCAGUGGCACUGGGGUUGAACUAUGCUCUGUGAAAUUAUUUCUUAUAGAUUUUCUUCACAUUGAUAUAGAUAUCUAAAAGGCUAAAACUUGUUUGCAUUUUUUAAAUAAAACGCACAAAA